Lactuca sativa (garden lettuce) is the source of this 1960-nucleotide messenger RNA. NCBI's taxonomy places the organism in Eukaryota, Viridiplantae, Streptophyta, Magnoliopsida, Asterales, Asteraceae. The record is from RefSeq and is a predicted model, not a curated record.
ACAAAACACAGUUUUCAUGGCUCCAUACAUGAAUCACCUUAAGUUCUUGCAAACCAUCUCCUUUCUAUAUGCAUUGGUGACAGUGAAGAAUGUGACUGGAUCAUCAGUAAGCCAUGAUGAAGAAUGCUCAGCCUUGUUUCAGUUUAAGCAGAGCAUAAUUCAUCAAGAUGAUGCUGCUUGUGCUGCUCAUGGCUCUCAAGUGUUCCAUUCUUGGAACACUAGUUUUGAUUGUUGUUCAUGGGAGGGGGUUGCAUGCAGCAAUGACCAUGAUCAAUAUGGCCAUGUGAUAGGCCUUGACUUGAGUGAGAGGUCUCUUUGUGCGCAUAUCAAAUCCAACACCACUCUCUUCAACCUUCUUCAUCUUCAGACACUCAACCUUUCUGGGAAUGACUUUGGUGAAUCUCAAAUUCCUUCUGAGAUUGCUCGUCUAAAGCAAUUAAGAAGCCUCGAUCUCUCUUAUUCUGGGUUUAGUGGUCAAAUCCCGAAUGGAAUCUUGCAGUUGAUGCAAUUGUCUUCUUUAGAUUUGUCAGGAAAUUCACUAAAGCUUCACAGUCCUAGCCUCAAGAAUCUAGUGCAAAACUUAACAUUGCUUGAAGAAAUCCAUCUCUCUGGGGUUGACAUAAGUUCUUCUGUACCUCAUUUCUUGGCCAACUUUUCUUCUUUGAGAUCACUCAAGCUAAGAGAUUGUUCGCUUGGGAAUGAAUUCCCUGCAGCCAUACUUGAGCUGCCAAAGUUGCAAGUUCUUAACUUGGCAGACAAUACCAACCUGGCUGGUUCCUUUCCAGAAUUUCAUGGCAAAAGCUUACUAAAAGAGGUGAUACUAGGUGGCACAGGUUUCUUUGGGAUUAUACAAGAAUCCAUAAGCCACCUCAAGCAUUUGACAGUCUUGUCCCUUAGUUAUUGCUCUUUCUCGGGGCGCAUUCCACGUUCACUCUCUAACUUGACGCAACUCACUUACUUGGCUAUUGGUGGCAAUCAGUUCACAGGUUCACUUCCUUCGUUGGCAUGGAGAAAUAUUUAACAAAGAGAAAAAUUUCGGAUUCAUCAGAGGCAUCUAAUGUUGAUUUUUCUAAACAUAGCCGUGUGGAAAUCAAUUUACCAGAUCUUCCCUCAGACCCUGGAAUGAGGACUAGGAUUUUAGAUUAUGAUCCUAAUGUUCGAGACGAAGUUCGAAGAGCAUACCUCUUAAAAGGGCCUUGCCAACCUAAAUCUCACGAGUUUCUUUACACUCUUUUUGGCAAAAAACCACGAAGAUUUAAUGUUGCUUGGUUUAAUGUUAAAGAAUAUUCUACAUGGCUAGAAUAUAGUGUAACUCAAAAUGUUGUGUAUUGCUUAUAUUGUUAUUUAUUCAAACCAUAUGUUGGAGCACAAGGAGGCGGUGAAACGUUUGUUAGUGUGGGAUUUGAAAAUUGGGGACAUAAAGAAAAGUUGAAUCAACAUGUUGGAGGUUUCAAGAGUGUUCACAACCAAGCAUGGUCCAAGUGCAAGGAUUUAUUGAACAACAAACAACGUGUUGAUGUUGCGUUUGCAAAGCAUUUAACACAAAGUUCAAUAGACUAUGAUAUACGAUUGGAUGCAUCAAUUGAUUGUAUUCGAUUUCUAUUAAGACAAGGUCUUGCAUUUAGAGGACAUGAUGAAAGUGAAACUUCAGCUAACAGAGGGAACUUUAUAGAGUUGUUGCAAUUUCUAGCUGAUCAUAAUCAAAGCAUUAAAGAUGUUACUUUCAAUAAUGCUCCUUUGAAUCUAAAGUUGACUUCACCAGAUAUCCAAAAAGACAUUGUUCAUGCGGCUGCAAUUGGAACAACGAAGCUCAUUAUAAAUGAUAUUGGCGAAUGUUUUUUUCUCUCUCCUUGUCGAUGAAUCUCGUGAUAUUUCGAUUAAAGAGCAAAUGAGUGUUGUGUUGCGGUAUGUAGAUGUAGAAGGUCGUGUAAUUGAACGCUUUCUAGGUAUUGAGCAUGUC